UACACUGAUGUACAUAUUUCACAUAUUGUUAGAAUACAUACGUACUUUGUUCGCCUUUGUGAAAGAACGACCUUGUUUUUAUGUUCAAACUAUCCGGCAGAUUCGAAUACUUCAUCUAUGUAUUAAAAUUUCUUUUUUUCUACAUAUGUACUUAUAUAUAAAUACUAAACUAAAAAAUUAUCAGUUAUAACAAUACACACACAUAUCACAAAGUAAGUGCAUCGUUUUCUUAUAAGUUUUAAGAAUGUUAUCAUUCAUAAAGUAGUAGUUAUAAAAAUGUUCAAGAUCGAUCUUUUAUCAUUAUAUAAUGGAAACAAGAUCUGUAUGAUUUUAAUGAUAACUGGUGUAUCAAACGACAGAUUUCAUUGAAAAUUGCAGUAAUACUGUUUCAAAAUUUGCCAGUCACAUCUCACAUUCAUGGACGAAGAAGAUCUCAAAUGGAUAAAUUUUGAGAUUAAUUUGAGAAACAAAUUAGCUUUACUUAUUUUAUGAAGAUUUUGACUUCUUCAACAGAUCUUUAUUUUAUGAAUUCUAGACAAGCUUCAUUUCAACAGUCCACCAUGUUUUCAAACUGGACUUAUUAUUUAUUAUUUCAAUUUGUAUUUUUGGCAUUGGUCGCUGUAUGUAAACAACCAGUGGCUCAAAAAUUCACAGUUCAACAUGACGUAUUAGGAAUGGGAAGAUCUUAUACGAUUACAGAUGACCUUGGUGGCUCUCACUAUACAAUCAAAAAUGAAUGGUUAAGUGUUGGAAAAAAAUUAUCAUUAUGGGAAAAUGGCAAAGAAGUAUUUGAAAUCAAACAUGAAUUAGGGCAUUUAUUCACCCAAUGGCGGAUCUACGAUGCAAGUGGAAAAGAAAUUGGUCUGCUAAAGCAUAAAGCACACCUUGGGGGUGAUAGAUACAAAGUAAAAUCAGAUUUUGGAAAAUACAAAAUCGAAGGUAAUUUUAUUGACCGUACAUUUACGGUGGGAAAAAAUGGCCACACCGUUGCUGAGAUACAUAAAGAUCUGGAUCUUGUUCAUGAUAAAUAUACGAUCAAAGUGUAUCCAGGCGAAAAUCCUGGCUUCAUUCUGCUUAUGUGUAUUGCUAUCGACAAUAUUCGACAUCAUAACAAAACGUAG
Didymodactylos carnosus is the source of this 1121-nucleotide messenger RNA. The record is from the annotation of a GenBank genome assembly. Lineage: Eukaryota; Metazoa; Rotifera; Eurotatoria; Philodinida; Philodinidae.